AUGAGCGCUGGCUGGAGGACGCUGCUGCUUCGCAUCGGCGACAGGUGCCCCGAGUACGGGGGAACCGCCGACCACAAGGAGCACAUCUUUCUCCUUCAGUGUGCAGAACAAUUACCUCACAAGAUUCCUUUCUUUGGAGUUUUGAUAGGUUUGAUAAAUUUAGAAAAUGAAGAUUUUGCCAAGGGUGUCGUGGAUGCAACACAGGCAAACCUACAGGAUGCUUUGCAUACUGAAAACCGUGAUAGGAUCAGGAUAUUGCUGCGGUUUCUCUGUGGCCUGCUUGGAAUGGCAGGCACCGACACGUGGGAUCUUGUUUCUCUUCCUCCCUGUGUUUGUCCCAUCACUUCGUGUGCUCAUGAUCUUGCACUGUUUGUCCACCUUUCUGCUCGUGGUCGGACUCUUCCUCUAUAUGUUGAUGACAUGAUCAUCAUUGGCGAUGACCCCGAGUAUAUUGCCUUUGUGAAGGCACGCCUUAGUGAGCAGUUUCUUAUAUCCGAUCUUGGCCCUCUUAGCUAUUUUCUUGUGAUUGAGGUCUCUUCUACCUCUGAUGCCUUUUUUACUUCCCAAGAAAAGUAUACCCAAGAUUUUAUUGCUUGUGCUGCUCUUACUGAUUAUCGCAUUGUUGAGACUCCCAUGGAUCUCAAUGUUCAUCUCCGUGCUACUGAUAGUGACCCCUUGUCUGAUCCGACGCGUUAUCGUCAUCUUGUUGGGAGUCUUGUCUAUCUAGCUAUCACUUGUCCAGAUAUCUUCUAUCCUGUCCAUAUUUUGGGCCAGUUUGUCUCUGCUCUCACUUUGGAGUUUGAUGUUUCUAUCACUACACCUACUCUGCUCUUGUCUGACAGUACAAGUGCUAUUAGUAUUGCCCGUGACCUUGUUAAGCAUGAGCUCACCAAACAUAUUGGUGUUGAUGCUUCUUUUGUGCGCGCUGGUUUGCAGGAUCUGAUGUGCAGCAAAGUUAUAUCCCCAAAUUCCAUUAUUGAGACAUACGAGACACUUUUAUCAUCUGCUGCAACUAUAUUGGAUGAGGAUGCUGGAAAUGCUUCUUGGCAACCACGUGCUGAUUUUUAUGUUUAUUGUAUUUUGGCUUCCCUUCCAUGGGGUGGUUCAGAAUUGUUCGAGCAAGUCCCGGAUGAACUCGAGAGGGUUCUGGUUGGUAUACAGUCUUACAUAAGCAUCAGAAGGCAUUUUGAUGAUAUUGCCUUCUCAGUCUUCGAGACGGAUGAAGGCAACUCUCCCAAUAAGAAGGAUUUCAUGGAAGAUCUAUGGGAGCAUAUGCAACUUCUUUCUCGUAAUGGAUGGAAGGUUAAAAGUGUUCCAAAACCUUACUUGUCGUUUGAAGCUCAGUUAGUAGUUGGAAAAUCUCACCGUUUCCACCCAGUUAGUUGCCCACCGCCUACUUUCACGAUGUCAUCUUCUGAGAUAUUAAAAGGGCAAGAGAAGCAUGAAGCCAAUCUAAAGUAUCCUCAAAGGCUUCGUAGGCUCCAUAUAUUUCCAACAAAUAAAGCUGAGAAUAUGCAACCUGUAGACCGUUUUGUUGUUGAGGAAUACAUAUUGGAUGUGCUGCUUUUCUUCAAUGGAUGUCGCAAAGAAUGUGCGUUUUAUUUGGUCAGCCUUCCUGUGUCUUUUCGGUAUGAAUACCUGAUGGCUGAGACCAUAUUUUCGCAGCUACUAUUGCUGCCGAAUCCACCUUUCAGGCCAAUCUACUAUACAUUGGUUAUCAUCGAUCUUUGCAAGGCUUUGCCAGCUGCAUUUCCAUCUGUGGUGGUAGCAGCAGUACAUGCUCUUUUUGACAGAAUAAGUAACAUGGAUACAGAGUGCCGCACCAGACUUAUCCUAUGGUUUUCACAUCAUUUGUCAAAUUUUCAAUUCAUUUGGCCUUGGCAGGAGUGGGCCAAUGUGAAGGGCCUACCAAAGUGGGCUCCACAACGUGUUUUUGUCCAAGAAGUACUAGAAAGGGAAAUUCGGUUGUCCUAUUUCGAGAAAAUCAAGCAGAGUAUUGAAGAUGCUGCUGAGUUAGAAGGGUUGUUACCCCCAAAAGCUGGUCCUAAUUUCAGAUAUCAUACAGAUGAAAGCAAAGAAAGCACCGAAGGCCACAGGCUAUCCAAGGAACUUGUUAGCAUGGUUAGAGGAAGGAAGACUACACGUGAUAUUAUUUUGUGGGUUGAGGAACAAAUAGUUCCUGCAAAUGGGGCCAAAUUCGCAGUUGAUGUUGUUAGUCAGACACUUCUUGACAUUGGUUCAAAAAGUUUCACCCAUCUUAUCACUGUUUUGGAGAGAUAUGGUCAAAUAAUUUCCAAACUGUGCCCAGAUGAGGAAAUGCAGUUAUUGUUGAUGGAUGAAGUCAGUGCUUACUGGAAGAACAGUACCCAGAUGACUGCUAUAGCUAUUGAUAGAAUGAUGGGUUAUCGCUUAAUUUCCAACUUGGCUAUAGUCAAGUGGGUUUUUUCUCCUGCUAAUGUCGAUCAAUUUCAUGUGUCGGAUCGUCCAUGGGAGAUUCUUAGGAAUACUGUUAGUAAGACAUACAAUCGAAUCAGUGAUCUUCGGAAGGAAAUUCAGACACUGAGGAAAAGUAUUCAAGUUGCUAAAGAGGCUAGUGCAAAAGCCAUCAAAGAGUUGGAGGAGGCUAAAUCAAUACUUGAAAUCGUAGAGGGCCAACCUGUGCCAUCUGAAAGACCAGGCAGGCUGAGACGGCUUCAAGGUUUUGCUGACAAAGCAAAAGAAGAGGAAGUAACUAUUGAAGAAUCGUUAGAGGCAAAGCAGGCUCUCCUUGCCCUGGGGCUUGAAGAAGGCAAAGAAUUGCUUAGGUUAUUAUUCAAGAGCUUUCUUGAUGUGCUUACUGAACGCCUGCCACCUGUUUCUGCUGAUGGAGAUGUUCCUAACCUACGCGCUGGAGAUCCUAAUGUAACAUUUCCAGCCAGUGAUCCUGAAGCGGCAACUAUGGAGAUAGACAAUGAAAAUGGAGCAGAUAACAAUAGUCAAGUGAAUCGUGAAAAUACGGAAGCUGGUUAUACUAUUGGAGAGCUUGAGCAAUGGUGCCUAUGCACAUUGGGGUAUCUAAAGUCAUUUUCUCGACAGUAUGCAACAGAGAUUUGGUCUCACAUUGGCAUGUUGGACGAUGAGGUUUUUGUUGGGAGUAUUCACCCUCUCAUCCGGAAAGCCGCAUUCUCCGGUUUGUGCAGACAGAUGAACCAGUGA
Molecule: messenger RNA, 3195 nt
Organism: Triticum turgidum subsp. durum (durum wheat)
Lineage: Eukaryota; Viridiplantae; Streptophyta; Magnoliopsida; Poales; Poaceae
Source: the annotation of a GenBank genome assembly